CACCUCCUUGUUUGUUAUGUCCAUUAGGAUUUAAUUUGCUCACGUUGGAAACGUCGGGCGAUGGUCUAUCUGAGAUGUCUGUUACUUAUAUCAAUCUUUGAUAGAUAGGGACGUCCCAAGGAUCCCGGAUAGCUUGGACCAUAAUGAUACAGCAGUGCACAGCUGAUAGAUGUUAGCCAGCCAGGCAGUGUAAAAAUGUUAACAAGCUAGCUGUCCCAAAUCCGGGGAAGAUACACCAUUUCUGUGAGGAGACUGCUCCAAACAAGUAAAUGAUCCGGCCAACAAUGGAGCAGAUACACGGCUUGUCGUCGUCUUUUGUAUUCUUCCCGAACCAUCGUUUUGGCUAAAUGUCAAUGUCAUCUCAUACAGCUAGCUAGCUAAAUAGCUAACUAAGGCCAGGGAGAGCUUGCUGGUGACUACGUCCAAACAGUUUCCCAACAGUGGGAGGAGAGGUGUGUGACUGACUCCUUGACUGCUGGCUCCUCUGGCAUUUCACCACCACCAACAGAACCAUGACUACAUCAGGUUGCUGCCACCUGCCUGGCUCCCUGUGUGACUACUCAGGCAGCGCCGACCUGCCCAAGGUGGUAGAGGAGCCAGAUGCUUGCCAGGCCCAGUACGUCGCCAAGGUUACGGCCAAAGAUGGUCGCUCACUCUCCACUGUUGUCAAAGCUGUGGGCUCACAGAGUAAUGAAGGCAUGUGUCGGAUCUGCCACGAGGGGGCCGGUGGUGAGACGUUGCUCUCCCCUUGCGACUGCACAGGGACCCUGGGUAAGGUGCACAAGAGCUGCCUGGAGAAGUGGCUGUCGUCCUCCAACACCAGUUACUGUGAGCUCUGCCACACAGAGUUCACUGUUGAACGGCGACCCCAACCCCUCACACAGUGGUUGCGGGAUCCGGGGCCUCGCAGUGAGAAGCGCACGCUGCUGUGUGACAUGGCCUGCUUCCUGCUCAUCACCCCACUGGCGGCCAUCUCAGGCUGGCUGUGUCUGAGGGGAGCCCAGGACCACCUGACCCUCAACAGCCGGCUGGAGGCUGUGGGACUCAUUGCUCUUACCAUCGCCCUCUUCACCAUCUACAUCCUCUGGACACUGGUAUCGUUCCGCUAUCACUGUCAGUUAUACUCAGAGUGGAGGAGGACCAAUCAGAAAGUGCGCCUGCUAAUGCCUGACAUAAAAGGAGCGCACUCCACCCAACAUUCCGUGCCGACGAAGUCAACCAAGAAAAUGACUGACGAGACCAUCGUAUGAGCAACGAGCGACGUGUUCUCGCAAAUAGUGUUUUAUAUAACUCGAACUUCUGCGCUUAAGGACCAUUCUGGGGGAUUCUUUUUCCAUAUUCAUUUUUGAAGCACUUGAGCCCAGAUAUGAACUGUAACCAUUUUGAUUUUGGACUCGUAGAAGGACGUGUCACUGAUGUCAUCGCCGGAUUAUGAACACUGGACUGGAACGUAAGGUCACGGCCAAUAGCGGGAUACAGCUGAUGCAGCAUGUUAAUACAGUAGAUCUGAAACAUACUACCCCCCCCCUCCUUCACAAUGUAUUUAGCUUUUUUUGGACAACUGCCAUCAAAUAGACUGAUGAAUUUACUCACUCAGAAUGACCAAGUCCAAAUAUGAUGUUCUCUGUUUUUAAAAUCUUUGGCCUUUUGAAGCUGGUAGAAGUUGGGGGGAGGGGAGAGAGAGAGUGGGCUUUGGUGUCAGUCAAUGUAUGCAAAAGUAUUUGAUGUAAUUUUAGUCUUCCUGUUGCACUCCUUUGAGUAAGCUGGGUCAUUGUGGAAUAAAAUAUAAGGGACUCUUGUCACCGUACAAUG
Molecule: messenger RNA, 1812 nt
Organism: Salmo salar (Atlantic salmon)
Lineage: Eukaryota; Metazoa; Chordata; Actinopteri; Salmoniformes; Salmonidae
Source: RefSeq, a predicted model, not a curated record